ACCGCCCUUGAUUCUUGCCACGAAUCGUAUAUAACCGUCUAUUACAUUCCUCCCUCUUCCUCUCUCUCUCUCUUUCUCUCUCACGAAACUCCUGUGCAAAAGUUUGUUUCUCUUUGAAGAUAUUGAUCUCGGUUGUUACUUUAAGCAAAUACCUCAUGACGAUAAGAACAGUGAAAGUCAGCAAUGUCUCCUUAGGUGCAUCUGAGCGAGAUAUAAAGGAGUUCUUUUCAUUUUCUGGCAAAAUUGAAUAUGUUGAAAUGCAAAGUGAGGAUGAGAGGUCUCAAGUUGCAAAUGUCACCUUCAAGGAUUCCCAAGGGGCAGACACUGCUGUUCUUCUUUCGGGGGCAACAAUUGUUGAUCAGCCUGUUACCAUUGCUCUGGCUCCAGAGUAUGAGUUACCAGCAGCUGCUGCUUCCGCACUACCAACUGAAACGGAGGACAAAGUUGCAGGUGGUUCUGAGUCUGCUAUUCGAAAGGCAGAGGAUGUUGUCAGCAGCAUGCUAGCCAAGGGCUUCAAUUUGGGCAAGGAUGCAGUUAACAAAGCAAAGACCUUUGAUGAGAAGCACCAGUUCACUUCAACUGCCACGGCCAAAGUUGCUUCCCUGGACCAAAAGAUUGGUCUCAGCGAGAAAGUUAGUGCCGGUACGGUACUGGUGACUGACAAAGUGAGGGAAAUGGAUGAGAAGUUCCAGGUUUCUGAGAAGACCAAGACUGCAUUGUCAGCUGCUGAGCAGACAGUCAGUAGUGCUGGAUCUGCCAUCAUGAAGAAUCGUUAUGUUUUAACUGGGGCUUCCUGGGUUACUGGUGCUUUCAGCAAGGUUACCAAGGCAGCAGGGGAAGUGGGGCAGAUGACAAAGGAAAAGGUUUUAGCCGAGGAAGAACGGGGUAAAAAAGUGGAAGGCUCUGCUCAGACCCGUGAGUCUGAAUCUCCAAAAGCUGCUGCUAGUGAGCAACCCUCCAAGCCUGCACCAGCACAGGGAUUAAUCCUCUGAAUCUCUAAAACCAGCGUAAAUAUUUGCACAGAAUGUGUAGUCCUUGCCGUGUAAUAGCAUAGCGGUGCUUUUCUAUUAGUUUCUAUUACUGUAGAAUGUGUUCUGAUGGAAUAUGUUGGAUAUGUUAUGCAUGUAUUCAAAAUGAAAGACACCAGUUACUUUUGUAUUAGCAUUCAUUGUGUUUACUCUUUGACGUGUUAGUUGCACAAAGAGAGUAAGCAGUUGAGAUUAAAAAAUGUUGUAGUGAAAAGUUGAUGUGGCAAUUGCCUCCUUAGAGAGUAAGCACUCACUUGGGAGUGCGAGAGUAAGAGUUUGUGUAACAUUUCUUUUUUAUUUUUACACACUUCUUUUAAUACAAGAGUAUUAAUGAUAUUCUUCA
Messenger RNA from Alnus glutinosa, 1371 nucleotides. RefSeq names its product binding partner of ACD11 1. The record is from RefSeq and is a predicted model, not a curated record. Lineage: Eukaryota; Viridiplantae; Streptophyta; Magnoliopsida; Fagales; Betulaceae. Bases 156 to 992 code for a protein of 278 amino acids. Gene Ontology annotation, molecular function: RNA binding. The transcript has 5 exons.